UCCUCAGAACUUGUUCGUGUCUGCUCGCAGCCUCCACUCUGCAGUUACAGGCUGCACUACAGUUGGUAGCUGUUGGCCACAGGUUGUGGAUGAGGACGGAGGUCCGCGCGAACACAAUCUGCCCAGGAAACCAAUCAAUAAAAGGACUUUGAAGUUAAGUUGAUGUUUCAUUUGGGAGCUCUUCCCUCAACAUGAGGGUGCGUACUUGACUUUGGAUAUUGAACACAGGCUGUCUUUUGCUAAAAGUUCAAUAUCCAUUUUCCAGCGUUUCGGUGAGCAGAACUGGGCGCAAUUACGCACGGCGACCAUGGCACCGAUUUUGGAUAGACGUGCUCCCGCUUUGCUCUUGGUUUGGAGCUACUGUGUCUUGGCGGAUACCGCCUUUACGAACUUUACUUUGGACAACGAGUUCCACUCCAGUUUCAUCCACCGUCGGCUGAAGAGCCAGGAGCGCAGAGAGAUGCAGCGUGAGAUCCUGUCGAUCCUGGGGCUGCCUCACCGGCCGCGACCCCACCUCCACGGAAAGCACAACGCUGCCCCGAUGUUUAUGUUGGACUUGUACAACGCCAUGUCCACAGAGGGGGACGAGGACAGAUACUCCUACCCCUACAAGCCCGUCUUCACCACCCAGGGGCCCCCAAUAGCCAGCUUGCAAGACAACAACUUCUUGAACGAUGCAGACAUGGUCAUGAGCUUUGUCAAUUUAGGGAGUCAGACUUGUUUCUGUUGGACUCACGGGUGAUCUGGGCAGCCGAGGAGGGCUGGUUGGUGUUUGACGUGACAGCCACUAGUAACCACUGGGUCCUGAACCCUGGCAGGAACCUGGGUCUACAGCUGGCCCUGGAGAGCACAAAUGGAGAGAGUAUCAAUCCUCGUGUGGCAGGGCUGAUUGGUCGCAGUGGGCCUCAGAAUAAACAGCCCUUCAUGGUGGCCUUCUUCAAAGCCACAGAGGUGCACCUGCGAAGCAUCCGCUCAGCGCCAGGGGGGGCCAAACAGCGUAACCCCAACCGUUCCAAAGGGGCAAAGAGCCAAGAGGCGCUCAGAGUGGCCAAUGUUGCAGAAAACAGCAGUACUGACCAGAAGCAGGCGUGUAAGAAGCAUGAACUCUACGUCAGUUUCAGAGACUUGGGGUGGCAGGACUGGAUCAUCGCUCCAGAAGGAUAUGCAGCAUACUAUUGUGAGGGAGAGUGUGCCUUCCCACUGAACUCCUACAUGAACGCCACAAACCAUGCCAUUGUGCAAACCCUUGUUCAUUUUAUUAACCCGGAGACAGUUCCUAAGCCUUGUUGUGCCCCCACACAGCUUCACGCCAUCUCAGUGCUCUACUUUGAUGACAGCUCCAACGUCAUCCUCAAGAAAUACCGCAACAUGGUGGUCAGAGCCUGUGGCUGCCACUAGAGUGUCAGCAUCUUCACAAGGAGACACACACAUAUGCACACACACGCAAGAGUAGACAGGGCUUCUCCUUGCUGUCAGUGACCAUUUGAAACGUUGAGAAUGGAUUACAAACUAUAGUACACACACACAAAUAUGUUAUGAACAUUCAAGCGAGAGUUCAAGUGCAGAGUGUGGCAGAGAUUCUCGUUACGUUUUCAAGGUUGUCCUGAAGUAAAUGCGAUGUUGAGUGGCUGAGCAGGAAUUUAAAUCGCUUAGACUCCUCGCCACAAGCGCGCACAAGCAAACAAACAAACACGCACACACACACUCACGUUUGUGCUUUCUACUGUGUAUACAAGACAUUAAAAGCAGUGAUUGUACUGUAUAUUCAUUCACAGUCAACAAUCUUUUGUUUAUUUCAAUAAUUGUUAUUGUAGUUAAUUCUCUUACUGUAGAUUUUAUUAUAUUAUAUAUUUUUAUGACUGAGAGACCCAGAUGGAUGUUCUGAAUUUCUUCCAUGUACAAUACUGUGUAAAUAAUUUUUUCAAACAAAGCAAGAAGUGUAUUUAUUUCCUGGAAUGUCACUUGGGUUUGUGUUUUCUCCUGUAUGUAAUGCUGCCUGUUUUCUCUCACAUGAUAGUACACACUCUGAGGAAAUGAAAACAAAGUUGACAGAAAACUACUUUGACAUGAGUUCAAACGCGAUGCAUCUCUCUCUCUGCCUUAUGUGUAUAUGUACGCUACACACUGAUGGUGGGAGGCAACUUGGACCUGUGGAAAUGUCUACAUAUUUCAUCAGUCGGAGCUACCUGACGCACAUUUUUAUAGCAACAAUCAGCUGAACUGUCAGAGAGAGGGGGAGAGAGGGAGCUUUGUACAGAGCAUUUUGUUCUCUGUGUAAGACAUUUUCAGGUUUACAUUCCUCUGCUGUAAUACAAUCUCUCAUAUUUAAAAGGUCUAUUUAUUGAAAGCUGGCUAAGAUGUUCUACAGUGUGCUCCGAUGUCUCAACCAUGUUUUACUGCUGAACUGGUACAACAAUAAACUGGGA
This is a messenger RNA of Morone saxatilis (striped sea-bass), 2426 nucleotides long. RefSeq names its product bone morphogenetic protein 7b (gene bmp7b). Gene Ontology annotation, molecular function: growth factor activity; cytokine activity. The record is from RefSeq and is a predicted model, not a curated record. Gene Ontology annotation, biological process: SMAD protein signal transduction. Lineage: Eukaryota; Metazoa; Chordata; Actinopteri; Moronidae. Gene Ontology annotation, cellular component: extracellular region.